Molecule: messenger RNA, 846 nt
Organism: Aspergillus wentii DTO 134E9
Lineage: Eukaryota; Fungi; Ascomycota; Eurotiomycetes; Eurotiales; Aspergillaceae
Product: putative cellulose-binding GDSL lipase/acylhydrolase
Exons: 5
Coding region: 1-846 (281 amino acids)
Molecular function (GO): hydrolase activity, acting on ester bonds
Source: RefSeq, a predicted model, not a curated record
AUGGUCGCUGCAACACCCGUCCGCAGGGCAGAUACCAACACCACAUAUUUCUUCACCUUCGGCGACUCCUACAGCCAAACCGGCUUCUACCCAGAAGGCGAGAAACCCACCGCUUCGAACCCCAUGGGCAAUCCAGAACUAGGGACCGGCACAACAACCAACGGCCCAAACUGGGUCGGAUACCUCACCACAGCCGAAAACGCCUCCCUCGUCCUCUCCUACAACCUCGCCCAGGGCGGUGCUACAAUCGACAACUCAAUCGUCUCUUCGUAUGCAGAUGAUCUCGUCGCGCAGGUGGAGACUUUCCAGGAGAAUUAUAGCAGUAAGCCCGAGUCUGCGCCGUGGACGGGCAAAGAUGCCGUUUUUGGGUUUUGGUUUGGGAUUAAUGAUGUUGGAAAUGCAUACUCGAGUACUGAUGCAGACACGCUCACGCCCAAGCUAAUCACUCGCUAUCUCUCUCUCGUCGAAAAAAUCUACAACGACGGCGGACGUAAAUUCCUCUUCAUCAAUGUUCCCCCCACAGGUCGCACUCCGAUGUUUCUCGAUCAAGGCGAUGAGGCAGUGAAGCAGCUCGGUGCGUAUGUUGAAACAUUCAACAAGAAUCUCGAGGCGAAGGUAAAGGAGUUUAACGCGAACCAUACCGAUACCACAACAGUCGUCUACGACUCUUGGUCCUUCAUGACCAAAAUCCUAGACAGUCCCAGCGAAUACGGAUUUCCGAAUGCAACAUGCAUCAACGACGAUGGAAGCAGCUGUGUGUGGUGGAAUAAUUACCACCCCGGAUUCAAGUAUCAUAAGCUGCAGGCGGAGGAUAUGAAGCCGAAAUUGGCUUCUUUGGGGUGGUGA